This is a messenger RNA of Molossus molossus (Pallas's mastiff bat), 1977 nucleotides long. RefSeq names its product acyl-CoA synthetase bubblegum family member 2 (gene ACSBG2). Gene Ontology annotation, molecular function: long-chain fatty acid-CoA ligase activity. The transcript has 13 exons. Gene Ontology annotation, cellular component: endoplasmic reticulum; membrane. NCBI's taxonomy places the organism in Eukaryota, Metazoa, Chordata, Mammalia, Chiroptera, Molossidae. The coding region runs from base 1 to 1977 and encodes 658 amino acids. The record is from RefSeq and is a predicted model, not a curated record.
AUGAGUAAAACAAAAGACAUAGUACCACCUAAUUCCGGACUGUGGACCAUCCAUGCAGAUGGAGAAGUCAUUCUGAGGCUAUCAAACCAUGGGCCAGGCCAUGAGGUCCCCAUAACCAUUCCUGAAUUUUUUCGGGAGACAGUCAGUAGAUUUGGUACUUAUCCAGCCCUCGCAUCAAAGAACAGCAAAAAAUGGGAAACACUGAAUUUCAACCAGUACUACGAGGCUUGUCGGAAGGCUGCGAAAGCCUUGAUCAAGCUGGGCUUGGAGCGGUUCCACGGAGUCGGCAUCCUGGGGUUUAACUCCGUGGAGUGGUUUAUUGCUUCUCUUGGUGCCAUCCUCGCAGGGGGCCUCUGUGUUGGUAUUUAUGCCACCAACUCUGCGGAGGCUUGUCAGUACGUCAUUGCUCACUCCAAAGUGAACAUCCUACUGGUUGAAAAUGACCUACAGCUACAGAAAAUCCUUUCGAUUCCACAGGACAAGUUGGAGACCCUAAAAGCGAUUAUCCAAUACAAGCUGCCAAUGAAUGAGAACAAUAAAAACAACCUGUACUCUUGGGACGAUUUCAUGGAACUUGGCAGUAGCAUCUCCAAUUCCCAGCUGGACCAAAUCAUCGCGAGCCAGAAGGCCAAUCAGUGUGCUGUGCUCAUCUACACUUCCGGGACCAUGGGCAACCCCAAAGGAGUGAUGCUCAGCCAUGACAACAUCACAUGGUUGGCCGGGAUGGUGGCGAGGGACUGCAGCCUGUCUUGCGCCUCAGAAAAGCAGGAGGUGGUGGUUAGUUAUCUCCCCCUCAGCCACAUUGCAGCUCAGAUGAUGGAUAUCUGGGUACCCAUGAAGGUCGGGGCUCUCACCUACUUUGCUCAACCAGACGCUCUCAAGGGCACCUUGGUCAGCACCCUGCAGGAGGUAAAGCCUACUGCUUUUCUGGGGGUGCCCCGAAUUUGGGAGAAGAUAGAGGAGAAGAUAAGGGAAGCUAGUGCCAAAUCCUCAAACUUGAAGAAGAAGAUAUUUUCAUGGGCAAGAACUGUUGGCUUAAAGUUCAAUACAAAAAGGAUGCUGGGGACACAGGACACUCCCAUGAGCUACCGCAUGGCGAAGACACUUGUGUUCAGCAAAGUCAGGAGCUCCCUUGGUCUCGAUCACUGCCACAUAUUUAUCAGUGGUGCCGCACCCCUCUGCCCAAAUACCUCUGAGUUCUUUCUAAGCCUGGACAUACCUAUAGGCGAGAUGUACGGUAUGAGUGAAUGCUCAGGACCUCACACCGUAUCCAGCUUUGAUACCUAUAGACUUCUAAGCUGUGGCAAAAUCAUAAGUGGAUGUAAAAACAUGCUGUUGCAGCAGACCAGUGAUGGCAUUGGGGAGAUCUGCAUCUGGGGCCGGCAUGUCUGCAUGGGCUACCUGGAAAGGCAGGAGGAGACCAUGGAGGUCAUCGAUGAGGAAGGCUGGCUACACACUGGGGACUUGGGCCGCAUGGACAGCCAGGGUUUCCUCUACAUCACUGGCCGCAUCAAAGAAAUCCUCAUCACGGCUGGCGGCGAGAAUGUGCCCCCUGUUCCCAUCGAGAACAAGGUUAAAGAGAAGAUACCCAUCAUCAGUAAUGCCAUGUUAGUGGGAGACAAGGCAAAGUUUCUAAGCAUCCUGCUGACGCUGAAGUGUGAGACGGAUAAGACAAGUGGAGAGCCGCUGGACAAACUGAGCUUUGAGUCCAUCAAGUUCUGCCAGAGCCUUGGCAGUGCUGCGUCCACCGUGACUGAGGUCGUGGAGCUGCGAGACCCCCUGGUGUACAGUGCCAUCCAGAAGGGCAUAGAUGCUGUGAAUCAGGAAGCCACCUCCAGUGCGCAGAGGAUUCAGAAGUGGAUCAUCUUGGACAAAGACUUCUCCAUCCAUGGCGGAGAGCUGGGUCCAACAACAAAGAUUAAGAGACAUUUCGUAAUCCAGAAAUACAAAAAGCAAAUUGAUAACUUAUACCGCUGA